Messenger RNA from Sinocyclocheilus rhinocerous, 3230 nucleotides. Its product is annotated as ras GTPase-activating protein 1-like. NCBI's taxonomy places the organism in Eukaryota, Metazoa, Chordata, Actinopteri, Cypriniformes, Cyprinidae. The transcript has 25 exons. Gene Ontology annotation, biological process: regulation of GTPase activity. The coding region runs from base 288 to 3230 and encodes 980 amino acids. The record is from RefSeq and is a predicted model, not a curated record. Gene Ontology annotation, molecular function: protein binding.
UCACUGUAAAUAAGUCUAAGCGCUCAACUAACCUCAAACGCUGGACUUUUGUGGUGUCAAACUUGGCCAGAACCAAACUAAGCUAACGAGCUAACGCACAUAGCCGUCAUUUAUUAGGAGAAAAGCGAACAAUGAAGACCUGAAGCUGUCUGUCUUGUGUUAGACCCAAACCACCAAAGUGAAUUAGAGAAAACUCCUAAAAGGGAACAAAGGUGUAGUUGUGGGUUUUAGGAGGGGAAACCCUCCUGAACAUUGUCAGCUUUCAUUGUCAACUUCCCUGGGUGACAAUGAUGGCAACCCAUGGUGGCAGCGAGGAGCCUGAUCCCUUUUCGGUGGUGACCCGAAUGGCUGGGGCAGGAGGAGAUGGGACCACGCAUUUACCAGCCUGUCGUGGUCAGGGGAUACAGAUCUCGGACCUGGGCUCAGCUUUGUCCGUCCAUACCACGGUUUUACCACCUAAACAGCCUCCUGGGGUCACAUAUUCUGUAUUUGGAAAGGAUCCGAGACCUGGAACAGUCAUGUUUGCCUCAAAGGCAGGUGGUAUUAGUGCUGGACAUGUUAUAUUGGGGUCUUUUUCAGGUGUUGGGAGGGGGAUGCCAGAUCCUCCACAUGAAGGUGCUGUCGGUCGGAUACCAUCUGCAUCGCUGAGUCCUGAGGUGUGCCUGGCGGCCCCUUCGUUUCUUCCACUGGGCAUCGUUGAAGAAGGUGAUGCUCUGGAUGUGCAGGAAAUUGGGGAGGAUGAGGAAGUUGUUUUAACCCUCACCGCACCACCUCCUAAUCAGUGGUAUCAUGGGAAGCUGGACCGGAUGAUCGCAGAGGAGCGUUUGCUUCAGGCCAGGACGGCUGGCAGCUACCUUAUCAGGGAGAGUGACCGCCGACCCGGCUCAUUUGUGUUGUCUUUCCUUAGCAUGACCAACACAGUCAGUCAUUUCAGGAUCAUCGCCAUGUGUGGAGACUACUACAUUGGAGGCCGUCGUUUCUCCUCUCUGUCGGAUCUGAUUGGUUAUUACAGUUACGUGUCCUGUCUGCUGAAAGGAGAGAAGUUGAUAUCACCAGUCGCCCCUCCAGAGCCUGUUGAAGACCGCAGGAGGGUGCGAGCAAUUCUCCCAUACACCAAAGUGUCUGAAACUGAUGAGAUCAGUUUCUUCAAAGGCGACACAUUUAUAGUCCAUAAUGAACUGGAGGAUGGCUGGUUGUGGGUGACUAAUGUCCGAACAGAUGAGCAGGGUCUUAUAGUCCAAGACCUGGUGAAGGAAGUGGGACGUGAAGAAGACCCACAUGAGGGGAAAGCCUGGUUUCAUGGCAAGAUCAACAAGCAAGAGGCUUACAACCUACUGAUGACAGUUGGGCAGGUGGGCAGUUUUUUAGUGCGCCCGUCUGACAGCACACCUGGGGACUAUUCGCUGUACUUCCGCACCACUGAGACCAUCCAGCGCUUCAAAAUCAGCCCCACACCCAGCAACCAGUUUAUGAUGGGAGGCCGAUACUACAACAGUAUUGAUGACAUCAUUGAACACUACAGGAAGGAACAGAUAGUUGAGAGCCACAACCUUAAAGAUGCUUUAUCUGUCCAACACCAGGAGCAGGUGCUUACUGACACCGUCGAAGGCAAAGAAAUCUACAACACCAUCCGUAGAAAGACCAAGGACGCUUUCUAUAAAAACAUUGUGAAGAAAGGAUAUGUCCUGUUCAAUAAAGGAAAAGGAAAAAGAUGGAAAAAUCUAUAUUUCAUCCUUGAGGGAAACGAUUCCCAGCUGAUCUACUUUGAGAGUGAGAAACGAGCAACUAAACCAAAGGGUUUAAUCGACUUGAGUGUGUGUUCUGUGUACGAGGUCCAUGACAGCAUGUUUGGCAGGCCAAACUGUUUCCAGAUAGUUGUACAGCACUUUAGCGAGGAGCAGUGUAUCUUUUACUUUGCUGGAGAGACCCCGGAACAAGCUCAGGACUGGAUGAAAUGUCUGCAAACCUUUUGUAGUAACCUUAGGAAACCCAGCCAGCCCUGCUCAAACAAACGCCUGCGUCAGGUCAGUAGUUUAUUUCUGAAUGUUGAGGAGGCUCACCACCUUCCUAGUAAACAUUUCACAAACGCCUACUGCAACAUUUACCUGAACAGCAUUCAGGUAGCCAAAACCCAUCCGCGGGAGGGCCAGAAUCCUGUGUGGACAGAGGAGUUCAUUUUCGAUGACUUAUCCAGUGAAAUCAACAGGUUUGAGAUCAGCCUGAGCAACAAGACAAAAAAAAGCAAGGAGAAUGAUAUUUUGUUCAUGUGCUGCCCUCUGUGUCGGCUACAAAGGGGUCAGAUGAUUGACGAGUGGUUUCCUCUGAGUUCCCACGUGCCUCUGAAGAACGUGGCGCCCAGCUCACUCCGGCUGAGAGUGCGCUACUCUGUGGAGAAGAUCAUGCCCGUGGAGGUGUACAACGAGUUGAAAGAGCAGGUUCUGCUGAAAGAGUUGCACGUGAUCAGUGCUUUGGCCCACGUGUGUGGACAGGACCGCACUCUCCUGGCCAGCGUUCUGCUCAGGAUAUUUAGACACGAGAACCUGGAGGCCCAGCUGCUCAGAGAGCUCAAUGACCGUGAGAUCAGCGCUGAAGAUGAAGCGACGACUCUUUUUCGUGCCACCACUCUGGCCAGUACUCUGAUGGAGCAGUACAUGAAAGCUACAGCCACUCCAUUCGUGCAUCACGCUCUUAAAGACACCAUCCUCAAGAUUAUGGAGUCUAGACAGUCCUGUGAGCUCAAUCCAUCUAAACUGGAGAAGAAUGAGGAUGUGAAUGUGAAUCUCGCUCAUCUCCUGAGUAUUGUGUCUGAGCUGGUGGAGAAAAUAUUCAUGGCUGCUGAAAUCCUCCCUCCGACUCUCAGGUUCAUAUAUGGAUGUUUACAGAAAGCUGUACAGCAGAAGUGGCCCAGAAACACAACCAUGAGAACUAGAGUUGUAAGUGGAUUUGUCUUCCUCAGAUUGAUCUGUCCUGCUAUUGUCAACCCCAGAAUUUUUAACAUCAUUGCAGGAGCUAAUGUCCCAGUGCUGCCUGAACCCACAGAGCACUUUAACACUGACCUGGCCCGUGACCUCGCUGCCCUACACCAGCUCUGUGUCACGCACUUAGAUGAGCUGAGGAUACUCAGUAAUGAGAGGGGCGCGCAGCAGCACAUCUUGAAAAAACUCUUGGCAGUCACUGAACUUCUGCAGCAGACCCAAACUCAGUAUGCAGUGACCAACAGCAGCCGAUAG